This is a messenger RNA of Linderina pennispora, 1626 nucleotides long. RefSeq lists its product as uncharacterized. The coding region runs from base 385 to 1215 and encodes 276 amino acids. The transcript has a single exon. The record is from RefSeq and is a predicted model, not a curated record. Lineage: Eukaryota; Fungi; Kickxellomycota; Kickxellomycetes; Kickxellales; Kickxellaceae.
GCAAGGUCUCAAGAUCCGCGUUCGGAAGGAACAAAAGUCUGCCCGCGCAAAACAGUCUCGGUCGCGCCAGCCGCCUAUUAAUCCGGCUUUGCCGUCGAGUGAAUCAUCUCAACCGUCGAUCCCGCAACACCACCACCACAACCAGCAACAGCACCAGCAGCACUGGGCUUCGGCCGAUCACCACCCGACCCACUCUGCCCAUCACCACCACCACUACCAGCAACAGCAGCAGGCUCCACCCCUCCGCCAUCAUCCACACCACCCCCACUCGGGCAGUGUAGAAAAUGGAUCGCCACCGUAUCCACUCCCCCAUGCAGCCAGCACCGGCAGCUCCCACUCUUCGGCCCCACCCCAGGUGUAACCAUUCAAGGGCCCACGCCGUCGAUGUCCACUAGCGCUGCCAAUCUGCCGCCAAUGCCACACGCACAGUACCCCCCUCCUCCCCCUGGCAGCUACCACCGGUCCUAUCUGCCACCCGGCGCUGACAAUGGCUACAUGCCUCCAUCUCAGCAGCCACUGCCUGUUCGUAGCAUGUCCCCGGCCACCCACGCCCACUACCAGUAUCAGCAGCAGCAUUCAAUGCCUCCAAGCAGCGGGUACACACCGCACCCCCCGCAAGCAGGCAUGACCACGCCGAUGCCCCCUAUUUCGCGCCCAGGAUCUGCGAUAUCACGCCAGCAGCCAUCUCACUAUGGAAGCGGCCACGCAUUGCCGUCAAUUGCCUCCGACUACCCGGAUUAUCCGCCGUCCUCGCACCGCCACUCACAGCCGAUGUCACACACAGGAUAUCCUGCGUACCGCCAGCAAGGGCCUCCACCGCCCCCGCAACAGAUGCACGCUGCCGAUAGAUACGGUCAGUCGCAACAGCAGCAGCAACAGCAACAGCAGCAACAGCAGCAGCAGCCAGCCGCAGCACCGCGCUAUCCCCCGUACCACCGCCAGAGCCCCACGGUACAUUCUGGUCACGGAUUUGCCAGUGCCGGACCAGCGCUACAGCCCAUACAGCCGCCCGCAGCCGGAUUCGGGCAUGUGGGCGGCAGGCAGUGGCAGCGGCGGCAGCGGCGGCGGCAGUGGCGAUUCGUCGCGACGGGGUAUGUCGCCCACUCCUCGCCUGCAGCACCCUACGCUGGUGGAAUCGCCUGUAAACGAUGCUUUGCCUGUCCCUGUCACACGCGGAGCAGCAGCCGUCGAUGUAUCGGCAGCAGUACCAGCUGACCCCGGUGCAGCGGCCCCAGCACCAGUCCUCGGUAUCGCCGUCGAUCCCCGAUCACCCGCAUACCGACGGGUCAAAGCGGAUGGUGUCAAUGUCGCCUCACCGGCACCACCCGUACCAGUCAUCGGCACAGCGCCCACGCACGCCGCACUACCCGGUUACAUCGCGGUCCAGCGUGCCGUCGCCAUCCCUGAUGGGCCACAAGUCGGUGACAGGCUCGGGCAACAGCAGCAGCAGUGCGACGCAGUAUAAUGUGACAGAAGGCGUUAUGCCGCUGUCGACGGCGCCGGUCGGCAUGACAACGGAGGCGACUACCCCGACAACAGUCAUCGACGAGCCGCAACAGGGUCUGUCGACACAUUCCCGGCGCAUCGCCGUGCAUAGCCUGCUGAUUUCAGAGUCGUCGUCCAUUU